Messenger RNA from Medicago truncatula (barrel medic), 1219 nucleotides. Its product is annotated as alpha carbonic anhydrase 8. The transcript has a single exon. NCBI's taxonomy places the organism in Eukaryota, Viridiplantae, Streptophyta, Magnoliopsida, Fabales, Fabaceae. The record is from RefSeq and is a predicted model, not a curated record. The coding region runs from base 567 to 1016 and encodes 149 amino acids.
ACUGAGUUAAACUCACGGUAAAAUCUCCGUAUCUUAUUUUAUCAAUGCCCUGCAUGAAUGCUUGGUAUUAUUCAAAGUUCAAAACAACUUGACGUUUGGUAAAUAAGAAUCAGCAAGGUUAUUUUUCUCUUGUUUCAUGAUUAAAAAUAAAUAAAUUAGAUUAGAUAUAAUAUAUUAGCCAUGGUUACAUACAUUACAUUUAAAAUUACCCAUAGAAAAUAUAAAGUUCUUCCUUGAAUUGCAUGAAAAGCGAAACUACCUACCUAUUCAAAUACAUAAAAAUCACAUUUCACAUGCAUUUUCCUUUUCCGUAUGAACUAAUCUUCAACUCUUUCACUUCAUUCUCACUUCAAUCGAUCAAGUAAAACGCGCCGUUUUACACUGCCACGUGUCACAUUCCCGUUCCUUCCCCUUCACGAUUCUUUCAACAUACACCCUCCGAUCUCACUUUUAUUCCCUCCUUAACCGUUUUCUAUCACUCGUGCCGCGAAUUUUCUCUCAGAAUCAUUUCUAACCGUUUUUCUUCCAUUUUCUUUCUCCUUCAUUUCUCUCUCUUUUUUCAACCAAUGGCGAAUGCAAAAUCAUCGUUUCUUUCUUUCAUUCUACUCACUCUUUCACUCUCACUUCAUGUCACCGCCGAUUCACCACCGUCUCCAUCACCGGCGCCGUCGCUGUCGCCAUCACCGACUGACACUCCAUCUCCAUACUAUCCUCCGGCGAGUUCUCCUCCAGUUUCGUCGCCUCCAGCACCGUCUCCGUUAAAUCCAAGUCCAAUUCCCGCUCCGGUACCUUCGCCGGAGGAUUCAACAUCACUAAACCACAUCGACGUUGACGAGAAAACAGAAGAUUCAUCAACCGAAGGAGGAAUGAGCGGAAGCAAGAAAGCAGGGAUAGCUAUCGGAAUAAUCGUUGCAGCGAGUGUGCUUAUGUUGGCAGGGAUGGUGUACAAGAAAAGGCAACAGAAUCUACGAAGAAAUCAGUAUAAUUUCGGUGUAAGAAGAGAUAUUAUUCUGUAAACGAAUACGUGUAAUUGUUGUAUUUGUAUACCGUAUACGUGACUUCUCUCAUUUGUAUCAGUAGAGGUUAUUAUACUCUUCCUCUAUAUAGUUUUUUCUUAUUUUGGCGUUAUUUUCAUACAAUGAUUCAUAUAUUUUUUUAAAUUCUUUUUGUUCUUGUUAAUAUGUGAUGAUGGAAAUAUAUUUUUCGAAUUUCUAUAUUA